Geodia barretti is the source of this 1377-nucleotide messenger RNA. The record is from the annotation of a GenBank genome assembly. Lineage: Eukaryota; Metazoa; Porifera; Demospongiae; Tetractinellida; Geodiidae.
AUGAAAGUAGCCGUUGAUAUCGACAAGGCGCAGGUGGCCGAGUACUACCGGAUGAUGAUGCUCAUCCGCCGGUUUGAAGAGGCCAGCGCGCGGCUUUACAUGCAGAGGCUUAUCCGGGGCUUCCUCCAUCUCUACAUCGAGAUCAUUCUUAGAGAGGCCAUUGCGCAGGGCUUGCGCGAGGCGCUCGAGCAAGACGAAAACGUCUUCAUACUCGGAGAGGACAUUGGCGAGUACGACGGCGCUUACGCUGUGACCCGCGGUUUCCUCACGGACUUUGGGCCGGAGAGAAUUCGGGACACGCCCAUAUCCGAGUCGGGCUUUGUGGGCGCUGCCGUAGGUGCUGCACUCGUCGGCAUGAGGCCAAUCGUCGAGAUCAUGACGAUAAACUUCUCGCUUCUCGCCAUGGACCAGAUCAUAAACCACGCCGCCAAGCUGAGAUACAUGUCAAACGGCCAGCUUACGGUGCCGAUGGUCAUCAGAACGGUCACUGCGGCGCGCAGCUUGCUGCGACCCACUCGCAGAGACUUCGCAGAGCGCUUGGUAUCGCCGCUCGGUGCCGGCCUCAAGAGGAAGAAUCCGUUGGCAACUGAAUUGACCAUGCCCCAGAUGGGAUAUGACAUGCAGGAAGGCACAGUCGUGCGUUGGCUCAAAGCUGAGGGCUCCAACGUGGAGUUGGGCGAGCCGGUCGCCGAGAUCGAGACCGAUAAGGCGGUCGUCGAAUUCGAGUCCUAUGCUUCAGGCGUCUGCAGAAGAUACUGGUCUCAGAGGGAUCAACAGUGCCGCCGGAUGAGACUCCUGCCGAAGGAGCCAAGCCAAGCCGCUCGUGUAUUUGCCACUCCCGUCGCCAGGCAGCUUGCCUACGAUUCGGGCAUCGACCUCGCAGCAGUUGACGGUACCGGACCCGGUGGGCGCAUCGUGAAGGAAGACGUCCUGAGAGUCAUUGAGGCCGACACUGAGACUACUCCCGAGCCCGAGCCGACACCUGAACCCGUCGCGGAGGUCGAAGUCCAGCCUGAAGCUGAACCAGAAGUCGAACCAGUUGUCGAGGUCGAGGCUGAACCAGAGCCGGAGCUGGUCCCCCUCUCCCGCAUGAGGCAGCAGAUCGCGCGCGUCACGAUUCGCUCCAAGAGCGAGAAGCCGCAUUUCUACGUCAAUACGGACGUGGACAUGACCGAGGCUAUGAUGCUGAGGGCCCAGAUCAACCAGGCGAUGGCGGCGGAUGGCGUGCGAGCCACGGUCAAUGACCUGAUUAUUGCGGCCAGCGUGAUCGCGCUCAAGCGGUUCCCCAAGUUCAAUGCCUACUACGAAGAAGGCGGACUCAGGAUGAACGACGAGGUUAACGUCGGCAUCGCAAUGGCGGUCGAAGAGGGGCUAUAA